ACAACACCGCUCGUUAAUCCGAUUCGACCCCAAAAACCGGUCCCUCGAAAACCCGUAAAGUAUCAGUUCGAGGGGAUUUGGUAGUUGAUUUUGUGGCGGCCUCUUUCAAAGUGCGUGUCAAGUAUGCAGCAAACAACACCCUACAACGCCAGCAGGCGAGGAUCGCAAACACCUGCGACACUGAAUCACUUGGCAACGCUCCUUGGCCUGCUACUCCUUUCGCGCUGUGGCGCACACGCAUCGCAGGAAACGCCCGAACAUGAGCCCCCACCCAACAUAGUGUUCAUUCUGGCGGACGAUUUGGGAUGGAACGAUGUCGGAUUUCACGGAUCGGCCCAAAUCCCGACGCACAAUCUGGACGCACUGGCAUACUCCGGUAUCAUCCUGAACCGCUACUACGUGAAUCCGAUCUGUACACCGUCCCGAUCGGCGCUAAUGAUCGGAAAGUAUCCGAUCCAUACCGGCAUGCAACACUCGGUACUGUACGCGAUGGAACCAAGAGGACUGCCGCUCACGGAGAAGCUACUACCACAGUAUCUACGGGAACUGGGCUACUCCAACCACAUGGUCGGUAAGUGGCACCUCGGCCAUUACCAACGACGCUACACACCGCUCCAGCGCGGCUUCGACAGUCACACCGGAUUCUGGACGGGCCAUCAGCACGCCAACGAUCAUACGGCGGUCGAGCAUGGCCACUGGGGACUCGAUAUGCGCCGCGGGUACGAUGUGGCGUACGAUCUGCACGGCCGGUGCACAACGCACGUGCUGGGAGAGGAAGGCGUUCGGAUAAUCGAACAGCACAACACAAGCAAACCGCUCUUCCUGUACGUUGCUCAUGGGGCCGUCCAUUCGGCAAAUCCGUACGAUUUUCUCCCUGCACCCGAUGAGACAGUUGGCGAGUUGGCCGAUAUCGCGAACUACAAACGGCGCAAGUUUGCCGCCAUGAUGGUUGAGCUGGAUCGAACCGUAGGCUCCCUGGUGCAAGCACUGUACACACGGCAAAUGCUAAAGAACACGAUCAUUGUGUUUAGCACCGAUAACGGUGGGCCUGCCGAGGGUUUCAACUACAACGCGGCCUCCAAUUGGCCACUCCGGGGUGUUAAAAAUACUCUCUGGGAGGGUGGCCUGCGUGGGGCGGCCUUCAUUUGGAGUCCUCUGUUGAAGAAGCGCCACCUCGUAUCACAGCAAACGAUGCAGGUGUGCGAUUGGCUGCCGACGCUCUACGAAGCCGCAGGAGGCAAUCUAAAUUCCCUACCACAAAACCUGGAUGGUAUAAGCAUGUGGAAGGAGUUGAACAACGGUGAGCCCACAGCACGCAUCGAGAUUCUUCACAACAUCGACGACAUCUGGCAGAGUGCCGCCCUUACCGUCGGUAGUUGGAAGAUCGUCAAGGGUACGCACUACAAUGGCACCUGGGACGGGUGGUACGGACCGUCCGGGACGCGGAAGGAAUCGUCCUAUCCCUUAGACGCCAUUCUGAACAGCACCGCCGGUCGUGUGCUGAGCAAAUUGAAGGAACUUCCAACGAAAGAAACGAUUCUACAACUCCGGCGUGCCGCCACGGUGUCCUGUGGUACCGGUGCCCACAUGGCGAACCGAUGCGCUCCCCAGACCGGUACCGUAUGCCUGUUCGACCUGGAAGUGGAUCCGUGCGAGUACAACAAUCUAGCGGACACUCAUCCACACAUCGUGCAAAGUUUGCUUGCCCGGCUAGCCGAUUACAACAGUACGGCGGUACCACCGGCGAAUAUGGAGGACGAUCCUCGUGGAGAACCCCGCUACUGGAACUACACCUGGCACAACUUUGGUGACGAACCGGUACCGGAGGUGUUGACGGUGAAGGAUUUGUGAGACAGAGAGAGACGCGUUAAGACGUUUCGUGCAUUAAGAUGACACCAUCCUGUGCGUGUGGUGAAAAAU
Anopheles aquasalis is the source of this 1920-nucleotide messenger RNA. Its product is annotated as arylsulfatase B. Gene Ontology annotation, molecular function: sulfuric ester hydrolase activity. The record is from RefSeq and is a predicted model, not a curated record. NCBI's taxonomy places the organism in Eukaryota, Metazoa, Arthropoda, Insecta, Diptera, Culicidae.